GGGCCACAAAGGCACAUAGUACAUUUGCUGCGCGGACGGACCCGAAAUCAGAUAAACGGUACCAAGGCCUUCUGCAUUCACUUUGUUGAGGUUAACAUUGCAUCAGAAGAGAAUUUCACUUACAGUGUUUUGUAAAAAACACUGUACAGCACCCCGACAAUAUAGGCACCACGGAUCAGCCAAGAAUGCCAAAUAUAAAGAUUUUUAGCGGCAGUUCGCAUCCGGAUCUGUCGCAGAAGAUCGCGGAUCGACUGGGACUCGAGCUGGGGAAAGUGGUCACCAAAAAAUUCAGCAAUCAGGAAACCUGUGUAGAGAUAGGAGAGAGUGUGCGUGGAGAAGAUGUCUAUAUUGUCCAGAGUGGCUGUGGCGAAAUAAACGACAAUCUUAUGGAGCUGUUGAUCAUGAUCAAUGCAUGUAAGAUUGCGUCAGCAUCCAGAGUCACUGCGGUCAUUCCUUGCUUCCCCUACGCUCGGCAGGACAAGAAGGACAAGGUGGGGAGUCGGGCCCCAAUCUCAGCCAAGCUGGUCGCCAACAUGCUGUCUGUAGCCGGAGCAGACCACAUCAUCACUAUGGACCUACAUGCAUCUCAAAUUCAGGGAUUCUUUGACAUCCCAGUUGAUAACUUGUAUGCUGAGCCAGCAGUCCUCAAAUGGAUAAAGGAAAACAUCAAUGAGUGGAAGAAUUGCACCAUUGUUUCUCCUGAUGCCGGUGGAGCCAAGAGAGUAACAUCCAUCGCUGACCGACUGAACGUGGACUUUGCCCUAAUCCACAAGGAGCGGAAGAAGGCCAAUGAGGUGGAUCGUAUGGUACUGGUUGGGGACGUGAAGGACCGAGUGGCGAUUUUAGUAGAUGACAUGGCGGACACAUGUGGGACAGUAUGUCACGCGGCUGACAAACUGGUGUCUGCAGGAGCCACUAAAGUCUACGCCAUCUUGACUCACGGUAUCUUCUCUGGGCCUGCCAUUUCUCGGAUCAACAAUGCCAACUUUGAGGCCGUCGUGGUCACCAACACAAUUCCACAGGAGGACAAAAUCAAACACUGCAACAAGAUUCAGGUGAUCGACAUUUCUAUGAUCCUGGCUGAAGCCAUCAGGCGAACUCAUAAUGGGGAGUCGGUUUCAUAUUUGUUCAGCCACGUACCUUUGUAACACGCACAUACAUGCACACACGUCAUCUCUUUACACACGUCAUCACAGUGUACAGACUCGCAUGAUGGAGAACCAUUGCUGGGUUUGUCACACGUAAGGGUCUCACACGCACCAUUUAACUGAAGACAUAUCCUGGACAGUGAAUGAAAAGAAUGAAAGCUUUCCCCCUUUCUGCUGCAUGUGCUGACUCGCCUUGUUUUCCCCAAGAACAUUGUGAAAUGUAAUAAUUUGAUACUUCUAUCAUCUUGAUUUCCAACUACUAUCCACUCAUUGAAUUUCACCCGUCACACUGUUAUAUAAAUGUUACUUGCAUGUU
Rhinichthys klamathensis goyatoka is the source of this 1464-nucleotide messenger RNA. It is a transcript of the gene prps1a, whose product is annotated as phosphoribosyl pyrophosphate synthetase 1A. Bases 186 to 1148 code for a protein of 320 amino acids. Lineage: Eukaryota; Metazoa; Chordata; Actinopteri; Cypriniformes; Leuciscidae. Gene Ontology annotation, cellular component: ribose phosphate diphosphokinase complex; cytoplasm. The transcript has 7 exons. Gene Ontology annotation, molecular function: magnesium ion binding; ribose phosphate diphosphokinase activity; ATP binding. Gene Ontology annotation, biological process: 5-phosphoribose 1-diphosphate biosynthetic process; ribonucleoside monophosphate biosynthetic process; purine nucleotide biosynthetic process. The record is from RefSeq and is a predicted model, not a curated record.